AUGCUCAAAAAAGGAGACUACGUCGUGGACGUCGUGGACGUAGAAAAGUGUGAGCCCCAUACCAGUCAGGUGGUCACCACUGGAUUUUCAGAUUUUAAUGAUAAACUCGAUAUUGAAAAAUAUGGCCAGACAGAAAGACGACUUUCGUCCAGACAUGUAGCGUUGAUGAUCAUUGGCCAAUCCAUAGGUACUGGAUUAUUCAUAGGAUUGGCUACCCCCUUACAAACUUCCGGGUCACUUUCGCUUCUUCUUGGAUUUUUAUGGUGGUCUUGUUUGUGCAUCUGGCCAUUGAUGCAAUGUGUGGCAGAAAUGUGUUCUUAUUUGCCAAUUAAAGGAACUUUUAUUCAUUUUGCCGCCAGAUGGGUGGACCCAGCGCUUGGGUUUGCUUGUAGUAUUAUCUACAUUUACACAUCGUUGAUGUUUGUGUGCCUUGAAGCUACGGCGGUGGCUUCCGUGGCCAGCUACUGGACCGAUGUCAGUCCUGCGGUUUUCAUUAUUGUUUCGCUUGUUUUGUUUGCAUUUUUCAACGUGUUCGGUGUCAAUUGGUACGGAGAAGUUGAGUUUGUUUCGUCAAUGCUCAAGGUGCUUUUGAUCGUUGGGUUGAUGUUUUUUGGUUUAAUUUCCAUGUGCGGAGGAAACCCUCAAAAAGACGCUUAUGGCUUCCAGCAUUGGAAGGAGGGUGGUCUUAUGAAACCGUACUUGGUAGGCGGCUCUACAGGCAAGUUUCUUGGGUUGUGGAAUGUUCUUAUCUACGCAGCUUUUGCCUGUGGAGGUCCAGAUCUUUUGGCUAUGAUUGCCGGUGAAGUUACUCAUCCACGAAAAGUGAUCCCCUUGGCAGGAAGAAGAGCGUAUAUCCGGAUCUAUUUGUUCUACUUUGGUGGUAUUUUCUUCAUGAAUACCCUCUGUGCUUCCAACAAUCCUACCCUCGUUGCUGCUUCCGCAGCUGGUAAAGCCGGUGCUGCUGCUUCUCCCUGGGUUAUUGGUAUCAAAUCUGUGGGUGUACAUGGGCUCGACGAUAUGGUGAACGCCGUUAUUAUGACGGCUGCUUGGUCUUGUGGGAAUGGGUUUGCUUACGGUGCCAUUAGAUGUACCUAUAGUGCAUCUUUGGCAGGUUAUCUUCCUCGGUUUUUUUCCAAAUGCUUGAAGAAUGGAGCUCCCAUUUACUGUGUGUUUCUCACCGUCGCUGUGGGCUGCUUGGCUUUCUUGAGUGUUUCCAAAUCCACAGCUACAGUUUUCAACUGGUUUGUCAACUUGGCUACCACCGGAUUAUUAUGCGCUUACUUGGUGCUUUGGGCAUGCUACUUCAAGUUUAGAAAGGCUAUUGAAGCCCAAGGAAUCAGCUACAAGAACGAAAUGUACUUCCAUGCUCCACGGUUUGUUCACCCUAUGAUGACAUACUACGGAGUAUUUUUCAAUGUGGUUGUGCUUUUCUUUAACGGGUUCUGGAUAUUUUUCCCCGGACAAUUCAGCGUUGCAAACUUGUUCACCUCAUACUUUGCUCCAGUAUUCAUGUGUGUGUUGUACUUUGGAUGGAAGUUCGUGAAGAAGACACACAUAAGAACGGCUCUCGAAGCAGAUAUAACUACUGGAAAGGCUGAAAUUGACGAAGAAGAGCUUUUGGAGCUUGAAGAAGACCAGAAACAUCCUCGCAAGACGGGACUUGCAUGGAGAAUAUGGUAUGCUGUGUCGGACUUUUGCUUUAACUGA
This is a messenger RNA of Meyerozyma guilliermondii ATCC 6260, 1707 nucleotides long. RefSeq names its product Put4p (gene PUT4). The record is from RefSeq and is a predicted model, not a curated record. Gene Ontology annotation, biological process: amino acid transmembrane transport. The coding region runs from base 1 to 1707 and encodes 568 amino acids. Gene Ontology annotation, molecular function: amino acid transmembrane transporter activity. Gene Ontology annotation, cellular component: membrane. NCBI's taxonomy places the organism in Eukaryota, Fungi, Ascomycota, Pichiomycetes, Serinales, Debaryomycetaceae. The transcript has a single exon.